UGAAUCCAUUGAUUUGAUUCUCUUUCUCUCUCAAAGGAUAUUUGCUACCUUUGGAUAAGAGAGAAAGAAAGAGGAGUAAAACAAUGGCAAUGGCAAUGGCAAUGGCGAGUUCUACUUCUGCUAAUAUCACUGUUAUUCAUCGAUGCCUUCCUCCUCCAAACAGAGUAAAAACACUGCGGCUUCGUGUUGUUAACUCAACUCAACACAAUCAAGAACACAAUACCUCACAGUCACAGGAAGAAGCAUCAGUGAAGGUUUCAAGGCGCGUGUGUCUAACGUGCAUGUGUUCGAGUGCAGCUCUGUCUCUAAUUGCAGCUGCACCAAAUUCAACUGCUGCGGCGGGAAUGGAGAAAGCAGUGUGCAGAAACUGCGGCGGAAGUGGUGCCAUCAUCUGUGACAUGUGCGGUGGUACCGGAAAAUGGAAAGCUCUCAACAGGAAACGCGCCAAAGAUGUUUAUGAAUUCACUGAGUGUCCUAAUUGUUACGGUCGAGGAAAGCUUGUGUGUCCAGUUUGCUUAGGAACUGGGUUGCCAAACAAUAAAGGUCUCCUAAGGAGGCCUGAUGCGCGAAAACUACUUGAUAAGAUGUAUAAUGGACGCCUACUUCCAAACUCUUAAGAAAAAUGAGGAAUAUUCAAGGUAAUUCAUGCUUGAAUGAUUGGGAAUUGGCCAAUUGGGAAAUAGUAAUUAAGCCCACCUUCAAACAAACCAAAAGAAAGGCAUAUUGGAUGGCUAUUUGUAACUUGUAAGUCUGUUUUCUUCUUCUUUUUCUAGUGUUAUUGCGAGAUCUGAAUUCAUGACAAUAUCUUGAUAACUUAUUUUACCAAGUGCAUGCUAUUAAUAUUAAGAUAAAAGAUAAGAGCAUGACCAUUCAAGGACGUAAAAAUACAUGUAUAGGACAACAAACCAUUCAUAGUAGAAAUCUAAUUAAGGUGUCUUACACCAUAAAAAAAGAUAUAAAAUAGUUGAUGGGAACAAGCUUCUUAAUGAAAAUCCAUAUCCCGGACCAAUUUGUGAUUAGGACAUAAGUGAACUAGAGGUAGAUGAGGAGCACUUAGAUUUUCGAAGCUUCUUUUCAACGGUGCUCAACUUAUCUUCACUGUUCUUAAGCUCGCGCCCCAUUUGUUUGAGCAUUUUGCGUGUGGAUCGUAUCAUCCCUCGUUUCUCUUUUACAAUCAUUGUGAGUAUAUC
This is a messenger RNA of Arachis duranensis, 1190 nucleotides long. Its product is annotated as protein PHOTOSYSTEM I ASSEMBLY 2, chloroplastic. The record is from RefSeq and is a predicted model, not a curated record. Bases 84 to 617 code for a protein of 177 amino acids. The transcript is spliced from 4 exons. NCBI's taxonomy places the organism in Eukaryota, Viridiplantae, Streptophyta, Magnoliopsida, Fabales, Fabaceae.